Molecule: messenger RNA, 1188 nt
Organism: Bipolaris oryzae ATCC 44560
Lineage: Eukaryota; Fungi; Ascomycota; Dothideomycetes; Pleosporales; Pleosporaceae
Exons: 4
Coding region: 1-1188 (395 amino acids)
Source: RefSeq, a predicted model, not a curated record
AUGGCGUCGAAAGCGAAUUGUACCUUACCUGGCUUCAUGCCGAACAUGGUACCGCACGUUUCAGGCACAUCUGGGGCAAACGUAGCCAACACAAAGACUCACGUUCCAGAACCGACACUUCAAGAACAUGAUUCAACCUCUGGAACGGCUCUUCUUCACUCUUAUCCUUCUGGUGACGCUCACUCGAUUCCAGCUCCGUAUGGCAGCGCACCGCCUCACCGCGUAGAAUCCUCACCCUCACCCGUCAUGGCCCACAAUACGCCUGGACUCAGCUCUUGUAUGACAGAAAGUAACGGAGCUUCACAUGCAGGCAAGACACCGAGUGGUAGCCAACCUGCUCUUUCGCAGCAUGUGACAACUCACCCACCAGCUGGGAAGACGAUACAGGUCGCGCCGGUUCCGUCAAAAGCCUCAGACGUGAAAUUCAGUCGACUUCCGUCAAGCAAUAUUCCAAGAAAAGCACCACUGCGAGGUAAUUCAGGUCCAUCAAAAUCGCCAUCCCAAGACACAAGUCGGAAGAUUUCGAGGCCCAGACAAAAGCAGCCGAAGAGCGGACAAGAAGAGUCUACCGACACUGCAGCACCAACACAAAAGCGUCGCCAAGUCCCGACUGAAAAAUCCCAGGGCACUAAGAGACAGAGUCCGGUGGUGCUGAUUAGGGCGGGCAGGAGUGGAAAGGGGACGAAAAAAGAUGAUAAUCAAGAGAGCAGGAACGAUCAGAAAGAAGAGGGGGCGUUGAGAAAGAAGAGAAAGUGCAAUGAGAACGAGAAUGACGCCAACAGCACUACUGCAUCUGGCAAGAUAACUCAUGAAGGAAGGAAAGUAACAAAAAACUUCCUCCAAGGAACAAAAAUAGCCCGAUCAACCUACGUACCUUCAUCCCUCCUUCCAAACCGCACUAUCAGGCGACGUCCAAUGUACGACUACGACGUACCUCUCGAACUAGAAGGUAUACGUCGAGCUCUCGGUCCCGACGACUGGAACGAAUACGUCUACCUCAUGGAAUCCCUCUGGCUCAACAAAGUCACAGCCCACGAAUUCGAACAAGGCGCUAAACCGCUGUUUCAGCUUCACCUCGACGGUAUGCGCAAGAGGAUGAAUAGCGUCAUGGUGGUCAAGAUGAUAAUGCCGCGACUGGAGCAGGUACGGGAGGAGCUGAUGGCCAUGUCGAGCGGGCUGCCCCGUUGA